Pleurotus ostreatus (oyster mushroom) is the source of this 1737-nucleotide messenger RNA. RefSeq names its product stress-responsive transcription factor hsf1. Gene Ontology annotation, biological process: regulation of DNA-templated transcription. Bases 1 to 1737 code for a protein of 578 amino acids. Gene Ontology annotation, molecular function: DNA-binding transcription factor activity; sequence-specific DNA binding. The transcript has 5 exons. Lineage: Eukaryota; Fungi; Basidiomycota; Agaricomycetes; Agaricales; Pleurotaceae. The record is from RefSeq and is a predicted model, not a curated record.
AUGGCGCCAAAGCCUCAGCUCGCUCUUGCGAAAGCUCAUCGCGGGUCUAUAUCUCUUCCCAAAACCACGCAACAGCUCGUUCCAGCUUUCCUACAGAAGCUCUACGAAAUUAUUACCGAUAAAUCGAACGCCGAUCUGAUACGCUGGUCCGACAGAGGAGACAUCCUCAUGGUUGUGGACCACGAACGAUUCGCAAACGAGCUUCUUGGUCGGUGGUUCAAGCACCAGAAUUUCAACUCUUUCGUCCGCCAACUGAAUAUGUAUGGCUUCCGCAAAGUAUCUCACCUCCAGCAAGGAACUCUUCAAAGCCCCAUUGACCCGAAGAUCUGGAGCUUUGAGCAUCCGUGCUUUCGACGAGGCCAGCCAGACCUCUUAUGCCUCAUUCAACGGAGAAAGCACGGUGCAUCCACCGGUGAAGCGUCGGCAGUCGUGCAACUACACUCCAUCGUCGACGAGGUGGCCGGCAUUGAGCGUCAUCAGGCCGCCAUUUCUGCCGAGCUUACGGAACUCAAGCAGUCUAACCAAGUCCUUUGGCAGGAGGCUAGUGCCUCGCGAGUGCGUGUGGAGAAGCAGCAAGAUACUAUCAAUCGCAUUGUUCGUUUUCUGGCCGGUGCGUUCGGCCAACGAACACCGGUUGGUAGUUCCGCUGGUGCCGAUAGCGACCAAGCUCUGUCUACUCCGAUGUCGUCUCAGACUCUUCGCCUGAUGAUAGGUGAUAAAGAAGGCGUGGAUAUGGCUGAUGACGAAAUCCAAAGCACUGGGUCGCUUGUGGACUAUUCUAGCGAUUUGAGUGGUUCAGCGGCCACCCACAAAGGACGAAUCGAGCAUAUCAACACCUUCGUUCAAGGGCAUGUACCCGGGCCCCCUUCCGCUGCACCCUCGGAGUCGAGUUCAUCGGCAUUGUCUACAAAUACUCCCAACCUCCUCAGCCCUUUAGCGUUCCCACCGCUGCUGUCCCCGGAUCCGACUACGCCCACGGUAGACGCAGUCAAUAGCACUCGCGAAGACUCGUCUAGCGAUGCUAUCUUGUCCAGGAGCCUUGACCAAGUACAGACAGUGACCCAUGCGGACGCCAUGUUCAGCGCGUUCCAGAGGAUGCUCCAACCUCCGAGUCAGCUACAGGCUUUGGCCUUACCUACACAAGCACACAGCCUCGCUUCCAAUUCGACACCGUCGGACCAGCAGCUUGCACCAAUCGUCCCUAAUUAUGACUCACUCAAUGGAUACGUGUCCCCGAGCAUAUCAACCUUAUCUUCCGCCGUCUCCAAUGAUUCGAUCGUUCCGGCGAGCGUGGACACUCGACGGCUUUUGUUUAACUGGAAGGCUACAAACGAUAUCGAAUCAGAUGUUGCCACACUACAAUCCAAUAUUUCGUCUCUGCUCGAUUCCCUCGGGCUAAACGCCCAAGAUAGCUCACUCGGCCAGGAUCCCUCGAUGCACCCAACCAUCACGGUCGCUGAAUCCGACGAUUUAGACACGCUCCUCAGGGAAUAUAUAGUGGCCGAUACAUCUACGGCAGCCGCCACUCUUCUCGACUCGGUCUCCACUCCGUCUUCGGGAAGUAUCAGCAGUGCCCCAACUCCGUCCCCGAGUUCUACUCAUCAGGAGGAAAUCUCGUCUCCCAACAUCCGAGGGGAGAAGCGGAAGCCUGACGAAGCCGUUCUAGAUCAACAAAGAGGUGCCGCCCGAGGGCGCAGCGUAGCGACUUCCAAAUCUAGGCGACGAACAAGGCCGUAA